AUGGUCACAACAUGGUCCGCGUUCCACGAACACUACGCUCGUCUUAUCGAACCAACACUUCCACAACUACCCCCACAAGCCAAGACUAUCUUCUCCAAGAUUCCUGAAUUAGGCCGCAAAGACGCAGUCUGGUAUAGUUACAGCAAACUUUCGCAGAACCCCCCGUUCAGUAUCGAUGAUCUUGUAACUUUCAUCGAUAUGUACCAACAGUUCCGUUUGCUCAGAGCACAAACACUGGCAUCGGAGCUUUACCGCCUGGCGAAUAUCUACGAAGCCCAUCCUACUCGUCUCAAGGAGCCGUUCGAUCUUAGGGUUCGUGCACCUCACCCACUCAACGCCCAACAUGUUCCUACUCAUAUGCGCCGGCAAGCAAGGAAGAUGAUCAGGAAGGCGAAGAAUGGGAAGUGGAAACGCAGCGAAGGAAGCAUUGUUCGCUUCGCAUGGCCGGCCCUCGUGCCGUACGAGAGCGAGGUGGAAUUGUUCUACCAGGGUCUUGCGAAUACUGCAGAUAUACAAGUCGCGCCGGCCGAGAUCGUGGACAAGUGUCGUGCUGUUAUCACAAAUGCACCAUCUUGGGCGCAAGACAGUACAGAAGGAGAGGUGAAUGCAGUGACGCAUCUGUCUGGGUCGCUGGAGCAACAGCACGUAAGCUUGUAUGGGCCCAAUCCUAAUGUCCGCAUACGAGCUUACCAGGCGGAACAAUCGAGGAGAGCACCUGUAGUCUUGCCUGUUCUUCCGCGUGGAGAUGCGGAGUUAGAAUGGCUAGAGAAUUUCGCAGAGGUGACUGCUUGGAUGAGGGAAAAACUAUCCGAUGAUCUUCAAGAUAGUCAUUGA
This is a messenger RNA of Alternaria atra, 834 nucleotides long. RefSeq lists its product as uncharacterized. The transcript has a single exon. Lineage: Eukaryota; Fungi; Ascomycota; Dothideomycetes; Pleosporales; Pleosporaceae. Bases 1 to 834 code for a protein of 277 amino acids. The record is from RefSeq and is a predicted model, not a curated record.